CGUAACCCGGAAACAAACUAAUGUUAUGCUAGGUGCUAAUGUGUUGACGUAAACAACAUAGUAGACGCGUCUUAGUGUUUAAUGGCUAUAUAUGCAAAUAUUUUUCUUACGCUAAUAAAAGAAAGCGAUAUCGUGUGAAGGGUGUCAACACGACAGCGGGGAGUUUAAGCGCAAUCCUAGACUGCGUUGCUCUUCUCCAAGAAGACUUUAGCCCCCCACAUCAGGCUAACUGGAAAUAUUUCUGUCAAAUUGGGUCCAGGUAGGACGGAGACGACAUGUCCUGCUGUUUGUUGGAGUUUUGUCGUCUCCAAGAGCUCAAGACAGUGAGAGACUAUUUGUUCCACGGUCAGAGUCAGCCAGUGGAGAAGAAUCAAACAGCUCAAAGUGAUCUAUCGUGGGACACGGAUGACUGGGAAACAGCCUGGGAAAGUGGCAUCAACAAAGAGCAAGAAGCUACAUCGUCCACAUUGGUGGAGGAAAGCACAGAGUUAAGUGCACGGUGGCUGCAGGACUGUGUGGUUUCCCUGUCUCCCUGCUCAGAUCUGCUUGUGGUGGCUCAUGAACAAAAGGCUGUUUUUCUCUCAGCCAAGUGGCGAACAGAUGAUGGUGGCAGAGAAGAGAUGACCCUGGCUGUGUCUUGGAGUGGAGUACUCAGCACUGAAGAAGGAGAGCGUGUGAGCAGCACCAUCUGUAUACCACUGGCAAGCCAGAAAAGGAGUUCUACCGGGAGACCGGAUUGGACAUGUGUGGUUGUGGGUUUCACUUCUGGCUACGUCCGCUUCUACACAGAGAACGGGGUUUUGCUCCUGGCUCAACUGCUUCACGAGGACCAAGUUUUAAGGCUAAAGUGUCGCACCUACGAGAUCCCUCGCCAUCCCGGUGUAACUGAGCAGCAUGAAGAGUUAAGCAUCCUCUACCCUGCUGCACUGGUCACCAUCGAUGGUUUCAGCCUCUUCCAGUCACUGCGUGCUUGCAGGAACCAGGUGGCAAGAGCGGCAGCUGCUGGUAGUGAUGCAAUUCAACCUCCUCCCCUGGCUUAUAAGAAAUGGGGUCUCCAGGAUAUGGACAGUAAUGUAGACCACUGCAGUGUGGGUGUCAUGACACUCAAUGUGUUUGAUCAGAUGAAGAAUGCCUCUAUUUUGGGGGGGUUCAAUGCUUCAAUCAAAGGCAGCCCUCCAGCCAUGAGCCAGUACGUCACAGUAGGAAGCGGCCCCUACGUUGGCUUUUACUAUGCGGUCGAGGGAAGCACCCAGCCUCUUCUUUCUCAUGUGGCUCUCGCUGUGGCCAGUAAACUUACAUCAGCCCUAUUCAGUGCUGCCAGUGGUUGGCUAGGAUGGAACAAGAACAAGAACAAGAAUGAAGAUGAGACUGUCCAGAAACACAAGCCCAAGGUUGAACCUGCAACACCACUGGGGAUCAGAUUUGGUCUCCCAGACUCUCGCCGCCAUGGCGAGUCCAUUUGCCUAUCACCUUGCAACACGCUAGCCGGAGCGACGGACGACUUUGGUCGAGUCACUCUGCUGGACCUAAACAGAGGGAUUGCAAUUCGCAUGUGGAAAGGUUAUAGAGAUGCCCAAUUGGGUUGGCUGCAUGUUCCAGAGGAGCAAGUCAGUCGGGAAGGUUCCCUCUCAACGUCGCUCCCCAGACGCCAUGCACUAUUUCUGGUUAUUUACGCCCCCCGCAGGGGAAUCCUGGAGGUAUGGGCCAUGCAGUACGGACCUCGAGUGGGCGCAUUUACUGUGGGCAAACACUGCAGGCUGCUGUACGCCGGUUACCGUCUGUUAGGGGUGAACAGUGUAACCAGUCAGGGUUGGAAGAUCCACACCCAUCAAGUGUGUUUGCUGGAUCCCGUCACAGAAGCCCUGAGGACUGUCAAUGUUCCCUUCCACCUGGCCCUCGGUGACAAGAAGAGUGAAGGAGCCAAAGAUAUGCAUUUGUUAAAGAAACUGACAACAAUACUCAAGAGCGGAGAAAUGGAGCCUGAUAUUUUGGAGAGUGAGACCAAAAGCCUGUUGCUGGAUAUCAAACAUUCCUCCGUUCAAAAACAGGCUUUAGAGUCUUUGCUGUCCAACAAGAACAUUCCUGUUUCAUGUCUCACAAACAUCACGCGCGCCUUACUCAGCACUCUGCAGCAGCAAGCCGGCGAAGAAGUGGAUCCAGCGUUAAUGCAGCUGUGCUCCUCCCAGCUCAAACUGCUUCAGCUUUACACCGACAUCCAGCACAUGAACUCUUCUGCCGACACCGAGCAGCAUGAUGAACCUCUGGACUCCCUCGGUGGAAUUGAGAGUGAUUUGGCACGUGUGACUCCCACCUUGCAACGCUACGCCAAGUUCAACUCCAGGCCCAGCGUUUGUUUUGUUCAAGACGCACCCGACGCACCUCUGACUGCCCAAGCCUUCCUAUCGCAGAUUGAAUGCACAGACGAUGGCCACUUGAAGCUUAUCCAGUGUUCCGAAGCAGAAUGGAAGCAGCUAGGGAGCUUCAUCUUCUGGGCUUGUCUAUGUGGUAAAAGCUCGAUACAUCAAAUCUGUGACAAAUUGCAACGGGCUGGCAUCAGUCCACAGCAGCUACUAUCUCUGUUGUUGAAUGUCUGGUUGCAACGGGAAAAGGAUGUGCUCCAAACCCCGACAGAAUGUCUGAGAAAUCUUCACGCGCUUCUGGUUCUGCUUAGCAACAUGGAAGGUUCCAUCGAAGAGUCAUGGGACCCCCAGUCUGUCUCACCUUGGUGGCAGCAGUGCCGUAACACGUUGGCACAAACGCACAACUCCGCAGCCGCUCUGCUGGCUGCUUUUGUCGCUCAUCGUGCCGCUAAGGCUAGCAUCACCAGCAGGGCGGACAGCAAGUUACAGUCCGAGUGGGAAGCAGUGUCUUUGGAGCUGGAGCAAUGGGUGGUGUGUGUUCGUCAGCUGGAGGAUGUACUGGUGCUGCAGACGCUACUCUUAGCGCCGCCGAGUGUUGGAUCAGCAGGAGGCCCUGCGUUGCUGUGUUCCAUCAAAACACUCCUGGAGGGAGGCUCAGGUGGCAUCACUGACAAUGUCUCCAAGUGGGUGUUCAGACAUAACCUGGCUCCCGAGCAACUAAACGAAAUCCUUCAGAAGCCAGAGGAUGAAGAUGUAGGAGAAGAUGUGAAAGAAAGUCAAGAGAACGCAGAUGGAACAGCAGGGCUGCUGGUGGCACUGCGCAAACACUUUCCUCACUCCCUCUCGCCAAACUUGCUCUUUGCUCAUUGCUGCUGGGAGUAUGUGGUGCAGUGGAACAAAGAUCCAGAGGAGGGUGUCCACUUGUGCCGGGCCAUGGAACAUCUGAAGCUGGUUUCCAGUCCGCAUAUCCAACUAGGUAUUUGCACAAUGAUGUGGAGUACCUUUCUCGUCAAACGUUUCUCCGCAGCAGCCUUCCUCAUCGAGAAGGUGGGCAAAGCGCCCAAAGAUCGCCUUUGCCGACGGGAUGUAGGAAUGGGAGACAAAGCUUUGACCUCCUUUUUGGGAUGCUGCGUCCAGCUGCUGCAGGUCCUCAUGGAGGCGGACUCCGCCGUAGCUGAGGUUCCUCCUCCGGAGCUUUCGUUGGAGGAGGUUUGGUGUGGUGCCGAAGGCCCGGCCUCCAUAGCUGAACUUGCCAUGGAGCAGAAAGGUGUCCACUAUCCCCUGGUGCAGCACCACUGUCUGCUCGCCUCCUUGCUACAUGCCGCCUUGACUUUCAGCCUCAAGGUCAAACCUCUCAGCCUGUUUGACAGCAAGGGUAAGAAUGCUUUCUUUCGAGACCUGACCACCAUUCAGCUAAUGCCAAGUGGAGAUAUGGACCCAGCACUGGUCCUAUCACGGCAGGAGUUCCUUCUACGGGUGCUAACUGCCUGGGUGCAGUCCAUCGACGAUGCGUCCGUGGCCGACGCGAGCGCAGGGUCCCGGACGCCACCCUCGAGCGGCGGGCCCCGGGCCGAGUGGUGGCCCUCGCUUUGUCUGGAGCUGGGCAGGCUGCUGCAGGUCUCCCCCGACCACCUGCGACGACACCUAGUUUGCCAGCUCUACAACCAAGGCCUGGACUCGCACGGGGAAGAGGUGAUGUUAGAGGUGGAAGACAAGGACGUGCUGGGCUCUCAGCUCCUGAUGAUCACAGGACAAAGGCUGAGCUACUCGCUGCUGCGCAGUCAGAACCAAACACAGCCUGCUAUGGAGCUACUAGCCCGCCUGCCUCCCACUCUGUGCACAUGGCUCAAAGCUAUGGACCCCAGUGAGCUGCGGCGCCCCCUGGUGCCCCUCCAUCAGACCAGCAGGCUGGUGGGCCGCGUGAUCGAGAUGCUUCCCGAGAACCAUGGCCAGUACAGCCUGGCACUGCACCUAUUAGAAGCCGUGGACGUCCUUACGGCGGAAGACUGACUCACCCAAUAUUGACCGUUAAAUAGACAAAGGACACCUUAUGAGCUCCUCAAGUAAACAAAGUUCAGUAAACAGGGGUCAUAUUGUCUUUAUUUUCCUUUUUGGUUCAUGAUAUCAAAUGUUGAAUGAUGUUAAUAGAGCUUAACUAUUUGUUUUAAUGUCCCAUAUUUUUGUAUGUAACAAAUGAUGUAUAUGAUACUUGAGUUGGUGAUCCUCAUCUUUAAUCAAGUCUGUUAUUAUGAAGAGAAAGAAGCUCGUUUCAUUGUUUGUGUAUUACUGAUGUGCAUUGCAGUUCUUUUAAGUGAAUUGAAUCUUUAGAAUCAAA
This is a messenger RNA of Syngnathus typhle (broad-nosed pipefish), 4695 nucleotides long. It is a transcript of the gene rab3gap2, whose product is annotated as RAB3 GTPase activating protein subunit 2 (non-catalytic). The transcript is spliced from 35 exons. Lineage: Eukaryota; Metazoa; Chordata; Actinopteri; Syngnathiformes; Syngnathidae. The coding region runs from base 276 to 4370 and encodes 1364 amino acids. The record is from RefSeq and is a predicted model, not a curated record. Gene Ontology annotation, biological process: regulation of GTPase activity.